AAAAAAAUUAUUUAUGAAAUAAUUAUCAUUGAACUAAAGAAGAAGAAAAAUUGUUUUUCAAGAUAAACUUCACAAUGGAUAAAAGAGCUUUAUUAUCUACUGUCAUUUUGUCAUUCGUUAUUGCAUCUCAAGCGAAAACUCUAGUGAAUAUUGACGAAGGCUUACUUCAGGGGACGAUAAUUUCAUCGAGAAAUGGAAGAAAUAUUUCGGCUUUUAUUGGUGUGCCUUAUGCACAACCGCCAAUUGGGGACUUGAGAUUUCGAAAUCCGGUACCAGUGAAAAAAUGGAAGGAAACGUAUUUUGCAAAUAAAGAGGAAAACGCUUGUCCACAACCAGUUGGAAAAAAAGUGAAUGGAAACGAAGAUUGUUUAUAUUUAAAUGUCUUUACGCCAAUAUUAGAAUUCGAUGAAUUGCAGAAUAAAAAAAAUUUAUUGCCAGUGAUGGUAUGGAUACACGGCGGAGGAUUUCACAUUGGAAGCAGUGGAUUAAAUAUGUACGGUCCGAAUUAUUUCAUGGACAAAGAUAUUGUAUUUGUCUCGAUGAAUUAUCGAUUAGGAAUUCUCGGUUUCCUCUCAACUGCCGACGAUACAGCACCGGGUAAUUUCGGUCUCAAGGAUCAAAAUCUCGCCUUAAAAUGGGUUCAAAAAAAUAUUCACAUCUUCGGAGGAAAUCCAAAUCGCGUUACAAUUUUCGGAGAAAGUGCUGGAGGAGCUUCUGUCUCGUUUCACGCACUCUCCGAUAAAUCCGAUGGUCUCUUUCAUCAAUAUAUUGCGCAAAGUGGAAACUCGUUGGUCCCUUGGGGAUUUCGUGAAAGGAAAGCCAUCAAACUUGACGUGAAUUUAAUUGCAAAAAAAUUGAAUUGUCCAGUAGAUAAUUCCAAAGUGAUUGUAAAGUGCCUGAGGGAUGUAAAUUAUUAUGAUCUAGUGAAUUUAACGAGCUACAAUGUUUUGGAUUUUCCCGAAAUAUUAUGGCUGCCGACAAAUGAAAUUGAAUCGAAUGAUGCAUUUUUAACAGACACGCCUGAGAAUUUAAUAAAUCAGAAUAAAUUGAGAGACUAUCCAAUUAUAAGUGGUUCGGUCGCCGACGAGGGACUAUACAUUACUGCACCUUUCCAUGCGAACGCAACUUCGAGAUUCAUUGAAAAUGUCAUCAAAAAAUGUAUCAAUGGAACUUUUAAUCGUUUCUCAUCAAUCAAAGAUUUAUCGAAAUUCGAGACAAUUAUCAAGGACUAUUAUUUUAAUGGAACCAUUUCUUCCAGUAAAAAUCGGGUUUUAAACAACUUUACGAAAUUUGCCGGCGAUAGUGAAUUCGUCUAUCCCGUGGCAAUUUUAUCGGAGAAAAUAGCGAAAUAUGGAAACAAGCCUAUUUAUUUGUACAUGUUUGGCUAUCGCGGUGAAGUGAGUUACUUGAAUUUGGAAUAUGACCUCAGGGAAAAUGUGGGAGUGAAUCAUGCCGAUGACUUAUUGUAUCUUUUAUCAGGAGAGCACUCUAAAUUUAUUUCCCAAACAGAUGAAUUUGUCAUUGAUUUAAUGAUAGAUCUGUGGACAUCGUUCGCAAUAAAUGGGGAACCAACGUCUAAACAAUUAGCCGAUUCCGAUCUUUGGAAACCUUAUUCAACGACUAAAAGUUUUCUCCAAAUUGGAAAUGUGUUUAACAACACGGAACCUUGUGUUACCGUACAAAAGGAUUAUCUCACCGAUCGUAUUAAUUUUUGGAAAAAUAAUUUUCCUCUUAUAAAGCUCUAAUUUUAUUUAUUAUUCUCAGUUACGAAAGAAUUUUUUUCUUCUAUUUUGAC
Leptopilina heterotoma is the source of this 1795-nucleotide messenger RNA. RefSeq names its product juvenile hormone esterase-like. The coding region runs from base 75 to 1745 and encodes 556 amino acids. The transcript is spliced from 8 exons. Lineage: Eukaryota; Metazoa; Arthropoda; Insecta; Hymenoptera; Figitidae. The record is from RefSeq and is a predicted model, not a curated record.